Molecule: messenger RNA, 1230 nt
Organism: Fundulus heteroclitus (mummichog)
Lineage: Eukaryota; Metazoa; Chordata; Actinopteri; Cyprinodontiformes; Fundulidae
Product: olfactory receptor 146-like
Exons: 2
Coding region: 29-970 (313 amino acids)
Biological process (GO): G protein-coupled receptor signaling pathway
Cellular component (GO): membrane
Molecular function (GO): G protein-coupled receptor activity; olfactory receptor activity
Source: RefSeq, a predicted model, not a curated record
CCCAGAAGAACCCAGAAAGCUCAGACUGAUGGAAAAUUUCACCUUCAACAGCUUCAUGCUGCAGAUGGAAGGUAUUAAUGUCACUCCAGCUUCAAUGUAUCCUCUCUUUUUCUUCUUCCUUUUCAUCUACCUGUUCAUCAUGAUAUCCAAUGUAGGCAUUAUAGUCCUGAUCAUCGCUGAUAAUAGCCUCCAUCAGCCCAUGUACCUGCUGUUCUGUAACCUGCCCAUUAAUGAUAUUCUUGGUAACUCGUACAUGGUGCCUCGUCUGAUGUCGGACAUCUUGCUGCCUCCCUCUGAGCGUCUCAUCAGUUACUAUGACUGCGUGGCUCAGGCUUUUACUUCUCAUCUGUUCGGCACCACGUCCCACACGGUGCUCAUGAUCAUGGCCUUUGACCGAUACGUGGCCAUCUGUAAUCCUCUGCGUUACUCUGCAAUAAUGAGCAACAGAAUGGUGCUGAAGCUGACCGUCUCUGCCUGGGGGGUGGCCUUUGUUCUGGUCGGGAUUCUGCUGGGUCUGACCGUAAGGCUGAACCGAUGCAGGACUCUGAUCUCUAACCCGUACUGUGACAACGCCUCACUGUUCAAGCUGUCCUGUGAGAGCGUGGUCAUCAAUAACAUCUACGGCCUGACCUUCACCGUGGUUCUGCUCACAUCGUCCGUCCUCAGCAUCGUCCUCACCUACAGCAGGAUCACCCUGGUGUGUCUGAGCAGCAGGAACAAGUCUCUGAACAGCAAAGCCCUGAAGACCUGCAGCACCCACCUCUUUGUCUACAUGAUCAUGUUUGUUUGUGGGAAGUUUCACAUCGUUCUGCAUCGCUUCCCUCAGUUCAUCGACUACAGGAAGCUGGUUGCCAUUCUGUUUCACAUCGUGCCCGGCAGCCUGAACCCCAUCAUAUACGGAGUCCAGUCAAACGAGAUCAGAAGGUUCCUGUCAAAGUUGUUCUGGUCCAGAAAGGUUCUGUCAUCAUAAUGAUGGACACAGCUUUCCUCUCUGCUUUCAAACAUUCACUCCUCUAACCUUAGAUUCUCCUUAUUUUGGGGGUUCUGGAACACAAUAAUCUUCUGUUGUCAUUCUUAUUUAUAGAUAGAAAUGUUUAAGCCUUUAAGAAUAAUAAUUUCAGGUGAUGUAUUAGUUCUAAAUAUGAAUCAUUUUGUUCAGUAAACAUGGAAAACAUUGUUGAAAAUGUGACUUAGAAUAAAGUUCCUGUUUGUUAAUCGUUUAAAAACCAA